Tetrahymena thermophila SB210 is the source of this 8724-nucleotide messenger RNA. RefSeq names its product WD domain, G-beta repeat protein. NCBI's taxonomy places the organism in Eukaryota, Ciliophora, Oligohymenophorea, Hymenostomatida, Tetrahymenidae. The record is from RefSeq and is a predicted model, not a curated record. Gene Ontology annotation, molecular function: protein binding. The transcript has 9 exons.
AUGAAUUAUCGAAUUUUAUUAAACUUAUUAUAAAUCGUUUUAUUAUCACAUUUUAUUAAAGGCGCAGACCUUUUUUGCAAAAAUUUAUCUCCUAAUGAUGGCUCCUGUAUCUAAUGUAAUCAAAAUUUCACACUAAAUCAAUCCAAUGGGUUAUGUAUUUCCGAUUGUGAUUAGAAUUUAUACUUAGAAAGUGAUUCCUAAUAAUGUGUACCAUCUUGCAAAUAAAAUGAAUUUGGCUAUCCUGAUCAAGGCGUUUGUUAGCAAAUACAGUAAUGCCCUAUUCUUGUUGAUUUAGGCUAAGAUUUCCAUUCUGGAUUAGCUUCAUAAAUAAUAGUAGAUGACACAAAUUAAAUCAUUAUUAGUAUUAGUAAUACAGACACAAAUAUCAAGUUGUGGAAUUCAGUAAAUGGAAUUCUUAAAACCACUUUUUCUGGUCACACCUAGCCUGUUUUGAAGAUCUAUCUACUUCAAGAUUCUAAUCAGCUUCUAUCUUUUUCCUCAAAUGGUGAAAUAUUUUAUUGGAAUUAUUCUACUGGAGUUUUGAAUAAGUAAUAAAUUGUAAAUUUUGGAUAGCUAACAAAUCUGAGUUGUGUUAAUAUGGUGUAUGACUUGAUAACUUUGUAUGGAUACUAAGGAGAGUUUUAUAUCUACAAUAUGUAAAAUAAAACAUAUAAAAAGUAUGUAGGACAUACAAAUAUUGUUUUAAAUUCAAUAAUAAUUAGCCCAUCUAGUUUUAUCACAUAUUCUUUAGAUAAAUCAAUCAUAUUAUGGAGCGAAUCUACUUCUACUUACAGUUUUUAAAUAACAUGUCUACAUGAUUCUACACCAGCUGGUUUUACUCUACUAAAUUUUAGCUCAAGUUCCGGGUAACAAAGUUAUCUUUUUUCAUUUGGAAGCUCAGGUAGUGAUUCACUAAAUCUGUCUAUUUCGAAUUUGCAAUCUAUCUCUACUUAGUGCAAAUUAUAAUUUUAAGGCGAUUUUACCUAGCCAAUAUUAAACGUUUUAGGAGACUCAAGCUCCUAAUCAGUGAUAGUUUAUUCUUCUGCAGAAGUUUUAAUUUAUGGAUUUAAUUCUGAUACAAACAACUUCAUUUAAUUACAAAAAAUAAGCGAAUAGUUUUUUAAUUAAAUGUUAUUUUCCCCACUAUAAGGCAUAUAUAUUAAAAAUAAUAGUAUUGUUUUAUAUACUUAAUUUGGAAAGUUUUCUAUGUCUAGCUAUGUUAAUAACCAGAGUACUAUUUAGUCUUAACAAAUAAUUUAGACUUAAAAUUUUACUCCUAUUUAAAUUAAUAUGCAAAAUAUAUAAGGAGCUAUAAUUGAUGAGUAAAGUAAUCAGAUUUACAUCUUUGGAUCUUCAAUUCAGUAAAUUAAUUUAAAAAGCCAAGGUGUUAGCUACAUAAUAACCAAUUUACCUAUUCCAUUUAUUCGCUAAACUUAGUCUGUACCUAUGACGGUCUAUGAAUACUCUCAGAAUAUCUUUGCUAGCACAUCGUCAGAUGGUAUGUCAUUAAGCUAUGAUUUGUUAACUGGCUAAGUUUUAUCCAUAUUUUGGCAUCCUGAUUAUAAACUAAGCAUAAAAUAACCAUAAGGGAUAACUUUAUGCUUAUCAAAAGGUUUAUUUGUAUGUGUUGCAUAUAAUGAUUAAUCUAUUGUUUGCUAUCAUGCUAUUAAUAUGAUUGUUUACUUUAAAUAAAUUUUUUAUGAAAAAAUAUUAACUUUAUACAGUGAUGAUAUUAAUGGAUUUGUUUUAAUUAACAGUUUAAAUUACUUAUAAAUAAUAGACCCUUUAAAUUCUAAGAUUAUUAAUACUAUUAAUAAUCCAGGAUAGUUUUAUUAUCUUGCCUUAUACUCUAAUUUAAAUUUACCUACUGUGUCAGAGAAUGGAUAUAUUAUUAGAUAUAAUUAUCCUGAAUUAACAAUAAAAGUAUAAACUGAUACUUCUAGUAUUAAUAAAAACUAAGAUAAGAUUGUAGGAUUUGCUUUUGGAGCAAGCCAAGAUGGUUACUCAAUAUUUUAUUUCCGAAAUGGAUUAGCUAUAUUAUACGAUGAAUAACUAAAUGUAAUACAAAUUUCUAACGAUAAUGUUCAAAUUAACAAGUGUGGUAUAAUAUAGGAAGGAAAUAUUUACUUAUAUUACAGUUGCUUGAACUAAGAUGGAAGUAUAACUACUCAUGGAAUUGCUUAGCCUUUUUAUUCUAAAAUUUAAGCUAUCUAAUUUCCUAUUACAAUAUCGAAUAUUAUUCCUUAAUAUAAUAAAGUCAUAUUAACUAUUGAUGUAGGUUCAUAUGGAGGAAUAUUAAUAAUUGCAGAUUCUCUAACAUAGUUAGCUUAAUAUUAAUUUGAUUCUAGAUCUGCAAUUACUGCAUUCGAUACUGAUUCAAAAAAUUAAAGGAUAUUUAUCUCAAAUACAGUAGGAGAUAUCAUGCUUAGCCACUUUACUCCAGACACUUACUAUUACAUAUAAAGAAACGAAAACUCUGUGUUAUAGAAGCUACUAUUAAUAAAUUCUCAAUAAAAGCUUGUUUCAUUGUCAAAUAUAAUUACUAUUUAUGAUUACUUCAGCUACACAAUAUACAAGUAAAAUACCAGAGUUCAUAAGAAGAGUAUCGUUGAUGCACUAAUUAUAGAGGACAUUCAAUUAAUUAUUUCUUAUAAUUAUGAUAUUUCAAAUAAUCUCUAGGCAUGGAAUUACAAUACAGAUUAAAGUCAAUCACUUGUUGGACAUUCAAAGGGAGUAAAUGGUGUGUAAUUUAUGUAAUAAUAAAAUAUUAUUUUAUCUUAUGAUAAAGCAGGAUAAAUUAUUAUAUGGAGCUACAAUCCAGAUUUAUCGAAAAUUAAGAUUGUACAAAACCUUUCUUAGAACUAAAAUAAUGAAAUCAUUAAUUUAUUUUUGUUUACAAAAUAUACUAACAUCUUUAUUUCAUUAGAUAUUGUUGGAAAUGUUUUUAUGACCAACUUUUUAAAUGGAAGUAUUGUGAAAGCUUUCAAAGUUUAGAAUAUGAAUGCCAUGAUUAUCGAUGAAUUAUAUGAUAGAAUAUUUUUAUAUGGAAGCAGCAUUGAAGUUUAUAGUGCAAUAACAGGGGUUAAGGUGUAAGAAAUAAUCGGUUUUGAUAAUUAAGUUUAACAAGUAAUAUUUAAGAACAAUUAUAUAAUAGCAUAUGGAACUGUAAAUAUUUAAUCAAUUUCUCGUGAUACUUUAGUUGUUUUAUUUGCAAGUUAAUUUAAAAAAAAUAUAUACUCUUUGACAGUUUUAAUUAAUUUUGUUGGUAUGGUAGGAAAUAAUGUUGAUAGCUCAAUUGAAGUUUGGGACUAUACAAGUGGUGUUAUGCUUUCAGAAAUUAAAAAUCAAUCAUAUCCUUAAAAUUUAGUGAGUAUAUUUCAUGAUGAGCAAUCUUAGCUGUUUAUUGUAUAGAAUGUCGACAGAUAUUUAUUUACUGUAAUACCUUACUUUAAUUCUUACAUUUAACAAAAAGAUUUCAUGUUUGCUCCAGUUACUAUUUCAUACAUAAAGAGCUACGUCUUUGAUUUUUAUAGCAAUAUUCUAAUCGUUUGCAAUGAUGAUACCAUUAUAGCAUGGCAAUAUUAUGCAUAUGUAGGCUUCUAAGGUUAAGCUGUUAUAAUACCUUCUGAAUCAUUGAUAAUGUCAACUUAUCAUUCAAAACAAGAUGUUAUUACAUAUGCUGAUUUAAACUAAAAUAUUUGGUAGGCUAGCUAAAACUAAUUAUACUAUAAGCUAUAACUUUUAUAUUAACCAAAAUAAAUUAUUUUGCACACAGAUACACAUUUGGUAACAGAUGGAAUAAAUUUAUAUAGCUAUGACUCUAAUUUUAAAUUAGCAAGUUAAUUAUAAAUAUACCCCUUUAGCAUUUAUUUAGAUGAAACUAUUCCAUUCAUUUUUGUGUAGACUUAUAGUUAUUAAAUAAUCUAAUUAUUAAUAAAUACAACCAACUCAGGUCUAACAUUUGUUAAUAUUUACAGUAAUCAUAGUAGUAGAAUAGUAAAUUGCAUUAUAAAUACAAUUUAUUCCCAUAUUAUCACUUUUGAUGUUACAGGACACCUUGCUGUUAACAAUUAUAACACUUUUAAAUCCAUAUAAGUUCCUUAAUAGAAUAACUAAAUCAUUAGAGAUUUACAAAUUGAUUUUGAAUUUAAAAGAUUAAUAACUUGUUCUUAAGACUAAACUUCCAUUGUGUUUUCUUAUGAUAACGAUACCCCUCUAAGCCUUUUAUAUUUGCUAUAGUAAAAAUCUUCUGUUGUUUAGGCAUUAAUUGAUGCUCCAAGACAAUAAAUUUUGAUUUGGACUGAUUUAUAAUUAGCUAUUUAAGUCAGAAAUCUUAAUUCUACGAAUUUAGACUUAAUUAAAAAUAUUUAUGGACCUGGAGAUUACCAAGUACAAAUGAAAUUAAGUUAAUAAUGGAAUAUUUUAGCUAUUUUCAAUUAAUUUUAAGUAAAUCUGCAUGAUAGAAAUGCAAAUGAUGCUAUUAUAAACUCACUGAGAAUGCCUUCUUAAAUAUACAACAUAACAGAUGUCUAAUUCAUUUCUUAAUCUUUGCUUCUCAUAAGAUCUAAGGCUCAACUUAACUUAGUAUCUUUUUCAUACAGUUAAAUAGCUAUACAAAAAUCUUUCUCAAUGCAAUUUCCAUUAUUACUAUCAUUAAGUUAUAGCGAUCAGCUAAUAAUUAAUAUAAAAGGAAUAAAUCUAUUCACUGUAUUUAAUUAUACAUUCCCAUACUCUAGUGAUCCAACAAAUACUGAUUAUUCUUAAUGCUACUCAAAUCUUCAAAGAACAUCAUCUUACUUUUAACUUAGUUAGGAUCUCUCAACCCAAAGUAUUUCCUUUUAGAAAGUCUCUCAAUCAAUAAAUAAUAUUGUCCUAAAUAUUCAAAUGGAUGAUGAACAACCCUUUUUUUUUGUCUAAAAAAGCAUCAGCCUUGGAGGUACUUCAAGCACUUAGUAAUUUUAUGUGUAUGAUAAAAAAUAGUAAUCACAAAAAAACAGAAUUAAUUUGGCAAUAUCUUCUUUUGAAUAGUUUAAUAUGCCUACUUUGACAAUUAAAAAUUUUAAUUGGAAGAUAGGAAAUUAAACAACUUACAACUUUAAUAAAAACACCCAAAAUAUUAUUUUUGUUAAUUCUACAUUCUAAGAUAAUAUUGUUGGUAGUUAGUUUGUAAUAAAUUCAAUAAAUUCGUUGAUGAUUGAUAAUAUGGAAAUUAUAAACUUAUAGCUUAGUUCAAUAGGAUAAAAUUAAUAGAGAGCGUUAUAAUUUUAAUAAAGUCAGAAUAGUAGCUUAUUUUAAAUAACAAAUAGUAAUACAGUAUUUAUAAAAAACCUUAAUCUCACAAAUUUGAUAAUAGAGAAUUCUAUUUCUAUAUUCUAUAUUUAGCAAGUCCAAAAAAUAGUUAUUUAGAAUUUAACCAUAUAAAAUGUUAGAUAUUACUCAUAAAAUGGAUAAUAAAAUAUUUGGAGUAGUUUGUUUUCAAUAUAAAAUAGCUAGAGUAUUUAAAUUAAUUCAGUUACUAUUCAAAAUUGUACAACUAAUACUAAUUUAAAUAUUAACAUUUCUUAAGGUUUAAAAAUAUCUUAAUUUAUUGUCUUUUACAUGAAUGCUAAUAAAAAUAUAUCUUCAAUAAAUUUAAAUGCUUAAAACAACUAGAACUUAAUGAUUUUCGAUAUUUCUUAAACUUAUCUCAUGCAAGGUGUAGGUUAUAUAUAAGUUGUUAAUGACACUAUAAGAUUUUAAGAUGUUUCAGUUAGUUAUUGUACUAGUGUAUAAGGAUAAGCUUUAAAUAGAAUAUAAACAAGCUAUUUUGAACUAAAUUAAUCAUCAUUCUUUAACAAUACAUGCUUGUAUUCAUAUGGUUGUGCAUUUGACAUAUAUUAAACAACGUUUUAUUUCACUAAAUGCGCUUUUAUGUAUCUAUAAUCAGAAUAUGGUGGAGCAAUAAGCAUAAAAGACAGUCCUUUAGUUAAUAUAAUUUAAGAAUCUAGCUUUUAAUCCAAUAUUGCAAGCUAAGGAGGAUCAAUAUAUUUAUACUACUCAAAUCUGGAAAUAAUAAAAACAGUAAUUAGUUAAAAUAAUGCCCAAGUAGGUGGAGCAAUUAGGUAUUUAAAUUUAAUACCAGAUUUUAUAACAAAAAAAUAGUAUCUAGCUGAUAGUUUGAGUCAAAAUAAAAUUGAAAAUAAUUAAGCCAAGAUAUUUGGCCAAAAUAUAGGUUCAUACCCUAGAAAUAUUUAAAUUACAAGCAUGAAUGAAGGGGUGGCUUUUGAAGUUAUUUAAAAAACAUAGAGUUUAAUUGUAUACCAGAUAGAUAAUUUUAUGAGUGGAGGUAAUUUAAAUUUCAAUAUAAAAAUAUAUGAUGAAGAAAACGGGGUUGUUAAUCUUAAUUAACUUGAAUAAAGUAGCUAAGAUCUUUAGAGCGAAUUUCAGUAAUACUAGUUUGAUUGUGUUUCUUUAAAUCCUAAAAUUACGUAAAUCAACGGUAAUAAAGCUGCUUAUAACUAAACAGAUAUUUCAUUUACAUUUUAAAAUAUUUAGCUCAUAUCAAAUCCUUAGACAUCUUCAGAAUUUUACAUUUAAAAUAAUAUUAUUUAAAUUCCUAAUCCAUAAAACAUAACAUAAUUUUUAUUGGUACCUAUGUAAGUUAAAUUAAAUGUUAAUUUUCGUUAAUGCUAAGUUGGUGAAAUCAUAAUUAAAAGUACUUAAAAUACUCCAUCAUACUGCGAAUUAUGUCCAGUACAGAAAUAUUCUUUAAUAACUCCAGAUCCUAACUCUUAAAGUGAGUAAGCUUGUAAACUGUGUCCAGAUUCUUGUUCUUAUUGUUAAGGGAACACAAUCUUAUUAAAGAAUGGCUACUGGAGAGAAAAUAAUAAUACAGAUAAUAUCGUAAGUUGUGUUUAUAAUCCAGAUAAUUGCUAAGGUGAAAGUACUGAUAGUAUUUAAAAUUGUAGAUAAGGAUAUAUAGGUCCUCUUUGUGAAACUUGUGAUUUAAAUGGUAAAGUUUGGAAACAAAAAUACAUGAACAAAUAACCUUAUGAGUGCAUUCCAUGCAUAGAUUCAUCAGGUUAGACAUAUAUAUAUAUUUCUUCAUUAAUUGUAGGAUGUUUAUAUAUUAUAUUUGGAGUUAGAGCAGCUCGCUAGAUGACUUUAAUAAAAGCCUAGAGUUAUUACCUCAGAAUGGUUGGAUUAGCAAGUAUUGGGAACAGCGAAUCAACUGAUAAAUCUGACAUUUAUUUAAAAUUUUUUAUGCAUUUUAUUUAAAUUAGUUCAAUAGCUUAUCAGAUUGAACAGCCUUAGUUUUUGAAAGUAUUGUAAUUAGGAAUUGGUACCCCAAUAGAUUUUUUGAAAUUUUCUGCUGAUUGCAGAAGUAUUUUUACUGAAGGAUUUUUACCACAUGCAUAUAGUAGAAUCAUUUGGUCAUAGAUAAUAUCAGUAAGCUAUUUCCUGUUACUAACUAUUCUUUACUAUUUCUUUUAUCUGGUUAAAUAUUUUAAGAGAUUUGAAAAGAGCUUAAUUGUAACAGGCAUAAUUUUUAUAUUUUUAUUUUUAUAACCUAACAUCAUCUCUGGGCUAGUUCAGAUUAUAUCUUGCAGAGAUAUUGGAGGAAUUGAGUAUCUAACUGCAGAUGUUACUUUAAAAUGCUACACUAUGGAAUACUACUCUUAUAUAUUAAUCUUAUUUUUACCAUUAUUUUUGAUAUGGGCAAUAAUAAUUCCUUUAAUUGGGAUUAUUGUACUAAAGAAGAAAGUUAGAAUUCUUAACUAUUGUUCAGUAAGGCUAUCAUACGGUUUGCUAUACUCAGAAUAUAGGAAGCAAACAUAUUAUUGGGAAUUUGUAAAGAUAAACCUUAAAUUGAUAAUCAUAUUUAUUAGUAACUUUUAUAGUUAGCAAAUUUAAUUUAAAAAUACUCUUUGCACAAUGAUUUUGUUUUGCUACUUAAUGCUCUCUAUUUUUAAAACUCCUUACAUAAAUGUAAAUUUUAAUCGUACAGAUUAAUAUUUAUGUAUUACGCUGAUUAUCUGUCUUUAAUUGAAUCUUUUAGUAAACACAUCUGAAAACGGCAUAUAGCUUUAGAUUUGCUCAUUUUUGCUUUAUGCUCUGCAUUAUUUAUUUUCCAGCUUCCUAAUAAUAUAAGUUUUAUUAGGAAAAGUGAAGAGGUAUCUUUUCAUUUUUGGAGAAAAGUAUCCAGCAUUUAAAUCUAACUUUAAGCAUGUAUAUUCAAGGUUAGGAAUUAAUUCAUUUAAUAAAAUGAGAACAUUUAAAAAUUGGGCAAAAGCUAUUAAUUUGAUUGGUACUCAUUUAUUAAAACAAAAGAAUUUGUAAAUUCCAGAUAGUACAAGAUAGACUAGAACUUCAUCAAUAUUUUUUAGCAAAUUUUAGAGGAAAAACACUGAAAGCUAAAACUAAAACUAGAGCCCUAAUAAUAAACUAAAUUCUUUUAAACAGGAAAAAAGAGGAGUUAGUGUCUUUAAAUUAAUUUAACAAAACGAAGAAAGGAAAAAAGAUGAAAAUUAAUUCACAUAAUAUAUAAAUGAAAAUGAACAUACCAUAACAUUAAAUACAAAUAGAUUAAACACAAAUCCUGUUAAAUAAGAAGAUAGUGCAUAAUUAAUAUUUACUGAUAGAGUUAAAAAGAAACAAAUAGGAAGAAAAGAGCUUCACCAAAAUUAUUAGUUUAAAACAAAAAAGAACUUUGAAAUAUUUAAUUUAGAUCUUUAAGAUAUGUGA